Thlaspi arvense is the source of this 852-nucleotide messenger RNA. The record is from the annotation of a GenBank genome assembly. Lineage: Eukaryota; Viridiplantae; Streptophyta; Magnoliopsida; Brassicales; Brassicaceae.
AUGGAACACACAGAUGAAAAGGAAAACAAAACAAAAUCUGGUUUUCGUAACCUCGUCGUCGUGUGGUCGUGUCUGGAGACUAUAACCGGCGAACGAAGAACAAACUUUGAAUAUUAUCUCCAAAGCAACACAGAAGAAGAAGAAGGAGAUAGAGAGAAAAUGUCGUUUACAGGAACAUUGGACAAAUGCAAGGCCUGUGACAAAACCGUGUAUGUUAUGGAUUUGUUGACAUUAGAGGGUAACACUUAUCACAAAUCAUGCUUCAGGUGCACCCAUUGCAAUGGCACUCUCGUGAUAAGUAACUACUCAUCAAUGGAUGGAGUUCUUUACUGUAAGCCUCACUACGAACAGCUUUUCAAAGAAUCUGGCAAUUACAGCAAGAAUUUUCAGGCAGGAAAGACCGAGAAGCCGAAUGAUUAUCUGACUCGAGCUCCGAGCAAGUUAUCGUCGUUCUUCAGUGGAACACAAGACAAGUGUGCAACUUGUCACAAAACCGUUUAUCCACUAGAGAAAGUAACAAUGGAAGGAGAAAGUUACCACAAGACUUGCUUCAGGUGCACACACAGUGGUUGUCCUCUGACUCACUCUUCUUACGCUUCUCUUAACGGCGUCCUUUACUGUAAAGUCCAUUUCAACCAGCUCUUUCUCGAGAAAGGAAGUUACAAUCACGUCCAUCAAGCCGCCGCUAACCACCGUAGAUCCGCCUCUUCUGGUGGCUCUUCUCCGCCUGCUGGUGAUCACAAACCUAAAGAGAGCGCCGCAAUUCCCGAGGGAGAAGGAGGAGAAGGAGGAGAAGAAGAAGCAGUCCCUGAAGCUGCAGGAGAAGAGCCUGAGCCUGUGGUUGAGUCUUGA